GACCGUUCUUUUUGUAAGUAGCAACACGUGUGGAGGUAUACGUCCAUCUAUCCAUAUUCACAAACUUCAGUGUGUUCUGAGAACUGUUUUUUUUUUCUCCUGGAGGCUAUCGCCACACACUCUAAACACCAACACAACGGAACGGCAGCACAGUUUGCAACUUUUUUUUUCGUCGGGUUGCUUACAAGUACAUUAUAGCUCGGGUGUUGCACACUGAAGGGUGAAGCGAGACGUGCGGAAGAUCUGUUGCCUUUCCCACCGCUACUCUGCACCGCACGGUAACGCAGCUCUAAAGGUUCUUAUUAGUUGCGAGCAGCCCGUUUCAUAGCACAUCCUUGCGGUUUUUAUUUAUUUAUUUCGUUUCUUCUUCUCUGCGUGCCAAGGACGGAAGGUUUUGUCACGACCGUCUAACCAUAAUGAUACAUAGGGAGGAGAGGCGCACCCCAGAAGAAAUCUCCCAGUUGUCAUAAUCCACAUAUAUAUCUGAAAAGACGCCGACUCUCUCUUUCUCUUUUCGUUUGUACUUCUCGCGCGCCGCCCUUCGGAGGGAUCUGUCUUCGCGUUGUUGUGUAGUGUGCGUACACACUAAGUAAAAAGCGAAACGAAAGUUUUAAAAAGGAGAAACACCUCACAUAAAAAGGAUAAUUGUCUUCCACAACAACGGACUCAAUAAAUACCUUGAGAAUGGACUUUUCAACCUCAUCACGCCAAUGGAGCGCGAAACCAAGUACGCUUGCCAAAAUCCCCUCCAUCCCUGUGAUGGCUAUCAAUAAUGUGGGUGACAGUGGCUCUAGCUCUCUCAACGGCAGCCGGACCGGCGCUGUGGCGUCGGCGCAGAAUCCACACCCACACCGCUAUGACAGCUCGAACGGAUUCACAUCCACGUCAGAUGACGGUCGUGGCUCCUCCGAGUGCGUCCGCAGUGCGUCCUCGGUGCGCUACCACGAAAACUCAGACAGCUGCAGCUGCCCCAUGUGCAAGCUGACACUGUACAUCUCGUACAUGUACCGCGACCAACGCCGUGCUUCCCCGCACGUGAUGCUCGCACGGCCUUCGCCCGACUACGCCAUGGUCCCAGAUGGUUCCCUGCCGCCGCUGCCGGUCCUGCAGAAACCGAGCGGAGUGGAGGUGUGCCCGGUGUACGCGUCCUACGGCUUCUGCCCUCUCCACAAAGGCUGCUUUCUGCCACACGACGGGGCCAACUGCGCCUCUCCACGCGUGCUGCGAUUGGGGUCUGCGGACGCGGAGGUGCAGCGACUCGUGCGCCGCGGCAUGGAGUUGCAGUGCACUGACGUAUGGACGUGUGAUGUGUGCGGCUACAGCGAAAUUGACGAGUUUGCCGAAAUGCCGCUGGGGACCGAACACGCCUUCCGCCAGUGCCCCCGCUGCACCUUCAUGUGCUACUUCCCGUACAUCACGUACCUCGUCGAAGAUAUCCUCGCCAGCGUCGGGGAUGACUAUCAGCUAUACAAGUCAGAGAUCGACCGCUAUCGUGCGCAGCUGCCGGACCUGUUUAAGAUUCCCUUGUCCUACGAGGCCCACCGCGUGGCGAACGUGCUGUUUGCGUGGAGUCUCGUGUCUCCGGCGCACGCGCGGGAUGCCAUGAACACCGUCGUUCGCGAGUUCCCUGAGGUCGAGGCGAUUGUGAGCAUCGGCAGCGGCGCCGGCUACGUGGAGCACAUCUUCAAUCGGGUGAUGCACCACGUUCCCCUGCGCGAGGAGUGGGAGGUGGACCGCCGCCGGUUCCCCAUCACCGCGUUUGACAACGUUCGGUGCGACUUCUACGGGAAGCGGGUCAUCCCAAUUUUUGCGUUUGACGCGUUGGCGCUGCAGGGCACCUACAGCGUACACGUCUCGAUGGGCGGGCCGGUAGCUCUCUACUCGCUCAACUGCAAGAAGUCCGCGCUGCUGCUCUGCUGGCCGCCGUUUGGUUCUCGCGAGCGGGAGGAGAGCUCGAUGGGCUUUGAGGCGUUGGAGUACUUUACCCGGCAAGGUGGCACGACGUUCAUCUACGUUGGAGACACCGCGGCAACAGGGGACUGGCGCUUCCAUAUGCUCCUCAAGUCCCACUACAAGCUCGUGCGAGCCUACCCGGUGCGGCGGGAGUUGCGGCGUUGGUGUCCGCAGGAGAUGGGUUUCGUGUACGGCGGGAACGACUCGAUCGGCGUGUACCGCCUUCGCGAUGUGCCGUUGCUCACCACGUACUAG
Messenger RNA from Leptomonas pyrrhocoris, 2208 nucleotides. RefSeq lists its product as hypothetical. NCBI's taxonomy places the organism in Eukaryota, Euglenozoa, Kinetoplastea, Trypanosomatida, Trypanosomatidae. The coding region runs from base 685 to 2208 and encodes 507 amino acids. The record is from RefSeq and is a predicted model, not a curated record. The transcript has a single exon.